GAAGCGCACUGGUACGAGGGUGUGGGGUUUUGCAAGGGUUUUACAGAGGCGAAACCCCCAUUCAACCCCAAAUUCCCACCACCGCCACCGCCGUCGCCGCCAUGGCGCGACUCUCGAAAUCCUCGGCGCCUCGCCUCCUCUACACGCUCUGCGCCUCGCCUCCGCCGGCCUCGCGCCACCUCCAAUCGCCGCUCGCGUCGCUCCUCCUCGGCGGCCCCAGCCUCCGGCACUUCUCGUCGGGGAACCUCGCGCGGGCUGCGGCGGCGAAGGACGACAAGGAGCCGUGGUGGAAGGAGUCCAUGGACAAGCUCCGCAACAUCGGGAUCUCCGCCCACAUCGACUCCGGCAAGACGACCCUCACCGAGAGGAUACUCUACUACACUGGCAAGAUCCAUGAGAUCCACGAGGUCCGGGGGAAGGAUGGGGUCGGCGCGAAGAUGGACUCCAUGGAUUUGGAAAGGGAGAAGGGGAUCACCAUCCAGUCCGCCGCCACGUACUGCACCUGGAAGGGGUAUCAGGUUAACAUAAUUGACACACCUGGGCAUGUUGACUUUACAAUCGAGGUGGAGAGGGCUUUACGUGUUCUUGAUGGGGCUAUUCUUGUCCUUUGUAGCGUUGGUGGCGUACAAAGUCAAUCUAUAACGGUUGACCGUCAAAUGAGAAGAUAUGAAGUUCCCAGACUUGCAUUUAUAAAUAAACUUGAUCGAAUGGGAGCAGAUCCUUGGAAAGUUCUUAACCAGGCAAGGUCUAAACUUCGGCACCAUAGCGCUGCUGUUCAAGUCCCAAUUGGUUUGGAAGAAGAAUUUCAGGGUCUUGUUGACCUAGUACAGUUGAAAGCCUACUAUUUUCAUGGUUCCAGUGGUGAAAAUAUUGUCACUGCUGAGGUACCUGCCAAUAUGGAGAAUCUGGUCACAGAAAAGAGGCGCGAACUAAUUGAGAUGGUUUCGGAAGUUGAUGACAAACUUGCUGAAGCAUUUCUAAGUGAUGAGCCUAUAUCAUCUGCUGAUCUUGAGGAAGCCAUACGCAGGGCCACCAUAGCAAAAAAAUUUGUACCUGUAUUCAUGGGUAGCGCAUUCAAAAAUAAGGGAGUUCAGCCUCUUUUGGAUGGUGUCCUCAGUUAUUUGCCCUGUCCAAUUGAAGUCAGUAAUUAUGCUCUUGAUCAAAACCAGAAGGAAGAAAAGGUUGCGUUGACUGGAACUCCAGAUGGACCAUUAGUAGCAUUGGCCUUUAAAUUGGAGGAAGGGCGAUUUGGUCAGUUAACAUAUUUAAGAAUUUACGAGGGUGUCAUUCGGAAGGGGGACUUUAUCAUCAAUGUAAACACUGGAAAGAAGGUGAAGGUUCCUCGCCUCGUACGGAUGCAUUCUGAUGAGAUGGAGGAUAUUCCAGAGGCACAUGCCGGGCAAAUUGUUGCUGUUUUUGGAGUGGAUUGUGCCUCAGGCGAUACAUUCACUGAUGGGAAAGUUAAAUACACCAUGACCUCCAUGAAUGUGCCUGAGCCGGUGAUGUCCUUGGCUGUUUCCCCAGUUUCAAAAGAUUCUGGGGGACAAUUUUCAAAAGCUUUGAACCGUUUUCAAAGGGAGGAUCCUACCUUCCGUGUGGGGUUGGAUGCUGAGAGUGGGCAGACCAUCAUAUCUGGUAUGGGAGAGUUGCAUUUGGAGAUAUAUGUUGAACGAAUUCACAGGGAGUACAAGGUAGAGGCAACUGUUGGAAAGCCUCGUGUGAAUUUCAGAGAAACUGUUACACAGCGUGCUGAAUUUGAUUACUUGCAUAAGAAGCAAACUGGAGGACAGGGUCAAUAUGGUAGAGUAUGUGGAUAUGUUGAACCUCUUCCAGAAGGGUCGCCUGUAAAGUUUGAAUUUGAAAAGAUGAUUGUUGGGCAGGCCAUACCUUCCAAUUUUAUCCCUGCAAUUGAGAAAGGCUUCAGAGAAGCUGCCAAUUCGGGGUCAUUGAUCGGUCAUCCUGUUGAAAAUAUUCGCGUUGUUCUGACGGAUGGCGCUUCACAUGCUGUGGAUUCUAGUGAGCUGGCCUUUAAGUUGGCUUCCAUCUAUGCAUUUAGACAGUGCUAUUCAGCUGCAAAACCUGUAAUCUUGGAACCAAUAAUGCUGGUGGAGUUAAAAGUACCGACAGAGUUUCAGGGAACUGUUGCUGGUGAUAUCAAUAAGAGGAAAGGUGUAAUCGUAGGCAAUGACCAGGAUGGAGAUGAAACAGUAAUUUUGGCUCAGGUCCCUUUGAACAAUAUGUUUGGUUACUCCACUGCUCUUCGCUCGAUGACACAGGGCAAAGGCGAGUUCACUAUGGAAUACAAAGAACAUUCAGCUGUCUCUCAGGAUGUGCAAAUGCAGUUGGUAAAUGCACACAAGGCUAGUAAGGCUGAAUAGUUUUAGGAUAAAUAAUUCCAAUACCCAUUCUAUGUGGAUCAAAUGUCUAUUUAUUCUUUUUCCUUUGCGCUAUGUAAUAUUCUUUGUUCCAGAAGAGAGAUGUGUUAGUCAUGUACCACAGGUGAUCCAGGCGUGUGAUCAGAUAAAUUUUGUAAGCUCUAAUAAUCUCCAUGUAUUGAUAAAAAUACACAUGCGCUCGGAAAGUAGGCAGUGCAUCGCGUCUAUUUUGAA
Syzygium oleosum is the source of this 2609-nucleotide messenger RNA. RefSeq names its product elongation factor G-2, mitochondrial. The record is from RefSeq and is a predicted model, not a curated record. The transcript has 20 exons. Gene Ontology annotation, molecular function: GTP binding; translation elongation factor activity; GTPase activity. Gene Ontology annotation, cellular component: mitochondrion. The coding region runs from base 102 to 2378 and encodes 758 amino acids. Gene Ontology annotation, biological process: mitochondrial translational elongation. Lineage: Eukaryota; Viridiplantae; Streptophyta; Magnoliopsida; Myrtales; Myrtaceae.